This is a messenger RNA of Lethenteron reissneri (Far Eastern brook lamprey), 4861 nucleotides long. Its product is annotated as rho GTPase-activating protein 44-like. Gene Ontology annotation, biological process: positive regulation of GTPase activity; regulation of Rac protein signal transduction; regulation of actin cytoskeleton organization. Gene Ontology annotation, cellular component: intracellular anatomical structure; cytoplasm. The record is from RefSeq and is a predicted model, not a curated record. Gene Ontology annotation, molecular function: GTPase activator activity; protein binding. NCBI's taxonomy places the organism in Eukaryota, Metazoa, Chordata, Hyperoartia, Petromyzontiformes, Petromyzontidae.
UUAACAUUCAAAAAUCAUCACACAAAAAAACACACAAACAGGGCUGCCAGAGCUAACAUGCAGCAGCAGCAGCAGCGAAACAAUUUUCACAAAAUAAAAAAAACCGGCGAUUACAGCAGAUCGAGAAGCAAGGGGAGGGUGGUAACCGCACAAAACACAGCAUCAGCAGUAGAGGUGGCGGCGUGAUGCCCCCUCUCUCUCACUCCGCCAUAGGGAAGCGAGGCUAAGCCUCCCUGCUACCCCACCCCCAUCCUCAUCCUCCUCCUCGCUCACUCUGCAGCACGGGCAGAGGAGUAGCAGUCGUGGUUGUGCGUGCUUGCUGCAAGAACCGCGAAGAAGGAGGUGGAGGAGUGGAGGCUGUACCGAGGAUGAGAAUGUUAUUGUGAAGAGGAGGUAGAGUGUUGAGAGGCUGGGUGGGAAGAGGAAGAGGAGGAGUGGGGACUGCGAAGAGGAGGAGUUGAAACAGUGAAGAGGAGAGAGGGGAAAAGGAUUUCAGCCGCGUGAACAGCCGUGGAAGCAACCAAGCGAUCCCGUCCACGACGUGGAACGGGGGAUUAUGCCGGUUCGAGUUCGGGGUCGUGCACGGGCAGUUUGACGGAGCGGUGGCUGGGCUCUGAGCCCGGCUCCAUCCCCGGAGGAAUCAUCGCUUCUCAGGGCAUCGGCCACGGGCGGCGGGGAAACAUGAAGAAGCAAUUCAACCGCAUGCGACAACUGGCGAGCCAGACUGUCGGAAGAGCUGAGAAAACUGAAGUCCUCAGCGAGGAUCUCUUACAGGUGGAGAAGCGCCUGGACCAGGUGAAGGCCGUGUCCCACAGCACCCACAAGAAGCUGCUGGCAUGCCUGCAGGGCCAGGUGCAGGGCGACUACGAGAAGCGCAUUAGGAAGCUUCCGCAGUCCGCUCUGAGUCAGUGUCUCAUCGAGGGAGCCGCCACGCUUGGAGAUGACUCCCUGCUCGGGAAGAUGCUGGAGCUGUGCGGCGACGCCGAGAACCGCCUCGCCGUGGAGCUCACGGUGCACGAGAUGCAGGUGGAGCGCGAGGUGCUGGAGCCGCUCUUCAACCUGGCCGAGGUGGAGAUCCCGAACAUCCAGAAGCAGAGGAAGCACCUGGCCAAGCUCGUGCUGGACAUGGACUCGGCUCGAGCAAGGUGGCAGCAGGCCACCAAAUCUGGAGCCCCCGGCACGAACCUCCAGACCCUUGCCGCCAAGGCCGACUCCCUGCGCGAGGAGAUGGAGGAAGCCAUCAACAAGGUGGAGAUGUGCAAGGACCAACUGGCGACCGACCUCUACAACUUCAUGGCCAAGGAAGGGGAAUACGCAAAGUUCUUUGCUGCGUUGAUCGAGGCGCAGGCCGAGUAUCACCGCAAGUCGUUGAGCGCCCUCGAGAAGAUCCUGCCGGCACUCAAGAUCCAGCAAGACAAGUGGACGGAGAAGCCGUCGUUCGGGGUGGCGCUGGAGGAGCACCUGCAGGUGUCGUGCCGCGAGAUCGCCUUCCCCAUCGAGUGCUGCGUCACCAUGCUGCUGGAGAGCGGCAUGCAGGAGGAGGGCCUCUUCCGGAUUGCGCCGGCCGCCUCGAGGCUCAAGAAACUGAAGGCGGCUCUGGACUGCGGCGCCGUGGAAACGCAGGAGUACGCGUCGGACCCGCACGCCACUGCCGGGGCCCUGAAGUCAUACCUGAGGGAGCUGCCGGAGCCCUUGAUGACCUUCAGCCUUUACGAAGAGUGGAUCCAGGCGUCCAACUUCCAGGACCCGGACAAACGUCUGCAGGCCCUGAAGAACGUCUGCAAUCAGUUGCCCAAGCCCAACUACGACAACUUGAGGUACCUGGUGAAGUUCUUCUCCAAACUCUCGGAGCACCAGGACGAGAACAAGAUGACGGCGAGCAACAUGGCCAUCGUGCUGGGGCCCAACAUGCUGUGGUCGCCCAACGAAGCGAGCAUGACGGACAUGAUGACGACGGUGUCGCUGCACACGGGCGGCAUCAUUGAGCCCAUCAUCCAGAACGCCAACUGGUUCUUCCCUGGAGAACUGGAUUUUGGGGUGACGGCCAAUAGCGGUGCGUCCAGCCCCACCCAGACGAACCACAAUGCCAACCACGAGAUUCCGGCCAUCAUCGGUGGGGCUACCACCCCAGUCGUGGGCUCCGUGGGCUCCGUGGGGUCCAUGGGCUCCGUGGGCUCCGUGGGGUCCGGGGGACCUCCAGAGGGAGGAGGGGGCACUGGGGGGGGGUCCCCCGAGACGGAGCUCAAGGAGCCGAGGCCUCACAGCAUCGCCACCGACAACGUGUCCAUGGAGUUCCGCAAGGACGGCCUUCGGAAAAUCCAAAGCAUGGGCGUGCGCGUCAUGGACACGGACUGGAUGGCGCGCCGUGGGGGCCCCAUGGGCUCGGGGAGCUCGCUGUGUGGGGGGGGCGCGGGGCCCCCCGGCUUCUCGGGCAGCGUGCGCCGUGCGGCGUCCACAUCCGGCGGGGAGCAGUCUCCCGGCGCCGACGCCACCCCGCUGGAAUCGCCGCUCAGCCCCGGGCCGUCGCUCCACCCUGCCGCCGCCGCCGCUGGCGCCGCGCCCCCCGCGCCCCCCGCGCCCCCACUGCCGCCCGUCCCUCCCGUGCCCCCCAGCACUCCUCCGGUCGCACCCGUGGCGGCGACCCCCUCCGCCGCCACGGUCGCCCCCGCCGCGCCCUCGGCCCCGACGCCGCCGGUCGUCCCGCGGCACCACAUGGAGGAGGCCGGCGAGCACUGGCUCCAGUCCAGGCGGCUGGCUUUCCACUGUCCCCCUUCCUCCUCCUCUUCCUCCUUCUCCUCUUCCUCCCUGGAGGAGCGGCCCCCGCCCACCACGAGCUCAUUCCACCCAACGAAGCCCCCCGUGGCCGACGGGCUGUUCGGGGGCUCCAGCACACUGCCCACUUCGCCGCAGAAACGGGCGGCGCUGGGCCACUGUGCCCCACCGACGCUCCAGAUCCACCACCACCAGCAUCCGCAGCAGCCGCAGCAGCCGCAUCAGCAGCAGCCGCAUCAGCAGCACCAUCACCCCCUUCAGCAUCAUCUACAACAUCACCCUCUCCAGCUGCAGCAGCAGCAACAACAGCAGCAGCAGCUGCAUCAACAGCAGCAGCAGCACUAUGACAUAAACUACAACCCUCGGCCUACCUACAUCGCGAUUCCCAAGCAGCCGUCCCCGUCGGACACUCACGUGCCGGAGCCCGGCACGGCACCGCCCGUUUACAUGAAGACGCCGCUGCUGCUCACCAAGCGCGCCACCCUGGGCGGGCAGACGACGGGGACGCUGGGGCCCACGGGGGGCGGCUCCUCCUCCGGCCGCACCGUCGGCUGUGGCUGCGCCCGAGAGGGCAGGCCUGGUCUGUAUAGCACACUGAGGAGCUCGGGCAAGGACAGCGCCAUGCAGAAGAGCUGCACGCUGCCAGCGCACGCUGGGUCCGGCCUCGCCCAGAUCAGCAUCGGCGCCAACCAGACGCUGUCCGGCCCCAGUCCCGGCCUCGGCCGCAGAGCCAGCAAGAAGCCGGCGCCGCCGCCACCGAAGCCGCCCGUCAAGCCGCCCUGUCUGCCGGCGGCGGAGCCGGUCAGCGAGCCGCCCUCCUCGUCCGCGUCGACGAGCCGCUCGUCCACGCCGCCCAGCACGCCCCCCACCAAGGCGGCGCACCCCACGCCCCCCAAACCGCCGCCGCUGUCCCCCGCCGACCCCGACGGGGAGAGCUCCGGGCGGAUGACCCUGAGCCGCCCGACCCCGCGACCCCGCCAGCGACCCUCCGUGCCACCGCCCCCGCAGCCCCCGGGCCUGCACCCCGGCUCGGCCACGGCGCCGCAGGACUUUAAGAGCCCGACGACGCCGGGCUCCGAGCAGCCCAUCCUCAACCACAGGCCCAGCAUGUCCACCAGCGCGCGCCAGCCGACGGCGCACGGUGCGGCGGUGGCGGCGGACGGGCAGGACGGGCAGAGGUGCCUGGAGGCGACGCCAUGCACCCAGCCCAGCAACGGGCACGCCAAGCACUUUGACGCGGAGAGCACCGCCUUCUGAGGGCUGCCCCGGCCUCCACCAAGCGGCGCCGGGCCCGACCACUCGCCAAACAACCCACCACCACCCCCAAACCUCCACCCCACUCUCCACUCCUCUGUCCGUCUCCAGGUUUUUUUUGUUGUAAAUAAGGAACGCUCCGUUUGCAUCGCAAUCUUACGAAGUAUUAUCAAACUUUCCAUGGAUUAUGCCCGUGCGGUGUGCGUGUUUCUGUCGUCGUCUUUUCUCGUCGUCGUUGUCGUGGUGGGAUAAUGACCUCAGCCGGCUCAAUCGAGGACCACUUCCUUCCCCCUUGUUUACACCGCCCCGUUUUGCCUUGUGUGUGUUUUUUUGCCGGCAACAAGAACGAGCGCCGCUCGCCUUUCGCGAACGACGCUGACGCUGCUGCUGCUGCUGUUGCGAGAUGUGUGCUUGCCGAGGAUGAGGGGGUGUGGGGGUGUUUAUCUCGCGGUUGCCGUGCGGUGUGACCGGGUCCAACAACUGCCAUAUCCAAUGCAUGUCUUUGCCUCUAUCUCUGUUUUUGUUUUUUUGGACAAAAGCAUCUUUGAUUUGCCAAAUAUAGAACUUGAUUGUGUUUUUUUUUUUCGCGCAGGAAAGAGAAGGAUAACAAAUGAGAAAAAUUAUAAUAAUAUCCAUUGAUUGUACUGCGAAUAGCAGUGAGUAUUUAGUCAUCUUUGAUGUCCAUGUAUUGUAGAUGCAGUAUAUAUUAAAAACACAAGUAUUUUCGAGCGGCAGAAUUGAACGUUACUCCAGAGAAGAUGAGUGCCAGUUAGCUCGCUGUGCCGUGUGCUGUAUUGUAAAUCUUGGCGAUGUAAAUAAACCCGUGUGCAGUAUU